This is a messenger RNA of Orbicella faveolata, 1597 nucleotides long. RefSeq names its product major facilitator superfamily domain-containing protein 6-like. Gene Ontology annotation, molecular function: transmembrane transporter activity. Lineage: Eukaryota; Metazoa; Cnidaria; Anthozoa; Scleractinia; Merulinidae. Gene Ontology annotation, cellular component: membrane. The record is from RefSeq and is a predicted model, not a curated record.
AGUUUUAUAGGCGUUUCAGGAAAGCACAGGUUUAUGGAAGAAUGAAAAAGUCUUAUUUGGUUUAAUUUCCUCGGCUGUUUUGUUUGAAUCAGAGUCUUACGUUUUUUUUUUAAUACUUUCGUUUUAUUCCCUAGGUCCACUGGCGCAUUGUAAAUAUUUACACCGACCGACUAUGGACACUGUGAGAGGAAAAGGAUGGAAAAGACAUUGGUCAUUUGAUAGAACCAAAUUUAUAUUUCAAGCAUUUUACUUUUUCUUUCUGUCUGCAUACUCCAUGAGGUUUUUAUAUCUUCCUAUCUAUCUAAAACAGUUGGGACUCAGUGCAAGUUAUGUGGGAAUUCUUUCAGGAGUGAUUCCUUUUGCACGCGGUGCGGGAGCCCCAAUUAUAGGAUACGUAGCGGACGAAACAAACUCAAGAAAACUUGGUUUUCUUGUUAGCCUGGCGUUACAAUCAUUAGCGCCUGUGUUGCUACUGAUACCACGACCUUCUGAACCGGAAUGUCAAUUAAGAGUUGCCAUGGAAACACCAAAGCAUCCCUACAACAAAACUUGGAUAGAGAAGACUAGUGAUCAAGAAGAUACUGGGCAAAGUCAAGAGCUGUUGAAAAUUUUCCUUAUUUUUUUGGUUCUCUUCAUUGUCACAGAAUUCAUUGCCGCACCAACGAAAAGUUUUGCAGAUUCAGCUCUUUUAGAAAACCUCGACAGCAAUUCGACUAACUAUGGAAGUAUUAGAAUGUGGGGAAACGUUGGUCAAAUCAUUCUUUAUUUGACAGUUUCACCUGUAGCAAAAUCCAACACUGUUAGAGUUUGCGGCGUUAUUCAGGAUGAUUACGGACUAACAAUGUUCGCUUUCUCGACUAUGAUGCUGGUCGCCUCUGUAAUGGGUCUAAUGAUAGACUUCAAACAGGAUGAAUUAAGGACAACAGAUUCGUACACAACCAAGACGAAAAUACAAGAAUCAUCCCUAAAAGAUGUCUUGUUAAACCUUCAUAGCAUUGCAUUUAUCGUCGUUAUUCUUUACCUUGGGAUAGUUGACGGCAUUUUUAACAAUUUCAUGUUCUGGUAUCUAACUGAUAUCGACCCAUCUCAAGCCACGUGGGUUAUAGGCGUGGCUGGAGCAAGUCGUAACAUCGCAGGCGCAUUUUCAUUUGGCUCCUCAGGAAUCCUAAUCAGAAAAUUAGGAUGUUUAGACACAAUUAACUUGUCUCUUGCUAUCUAUGUGGCAGCUUUCGCUAUCUAUGGACUGCUGACAAACCCUUGGUUAGCCAUCAUUCCCGAAGUUAUGCAAUUGCUCGCGUACGGUGUUUCCAUGCCGGCUUGCAUUGUGUAUUUUAAAGAAAGAACACCCGAGGAAUAUUCAGCAACAACACAAGGCAUUGUAUUCUCUUGUUACCUUGGUGUAGGUUUUGGAUUAGGAUCCAUGAUUGGUGGGUUCCUGGUAGACAUCAUUGGAGGGUCGUGGACGUUCCUGCUGAGUGGAGGAGUAACAGCGAUCGUGCUCGUUCUAUGUGUUCUUUCUUUGGCGACAACAAAACUGCUUAAUCGAAUGAAGAAUAACAAGGUGGAAAGAGAAACAGAGGAUUACGAGUCGAGUUAG